Molecule: messenger RNA, 1617 nt
Organism: Plasmodium reichenowi
Lineage: Eukaryota; Apicomplexa; Aconoidasida; Haemosporida; Plasmodiidae
Product: pre-mRNA splicing factor, putative
Exons: 4
Coding region: 1-1617 (538 amino acids)
Cellular component (GO): ribonucleoprotein complex; cytoplasm; nucleus
Molecular function (GO): mRNA binding
Source: RefSeq, a predicted model, not a curated record
AUGAGUUUUAAACCAAGAUUCAGUAAAUCAUCUUCGUGUAUAUAUGUAGGAAAUUUACCAGGCAAUGUCAUUGAAGAAGAAGUUUACGAUUUAUUUGGAAAGUAUGGGCGUAUAAAGUACAUAGAUAUAAAGCCAUCAAGAUCUUCCUCUAGUUCUUAUGCUUUUGUUCAUUAUUAUGAUUUGAAAGAUGCAGAUUAUGCAAUAGAAAGAAGAGAUGGAUAUAAAUUUGAUGGAUUUCGUUUACGUGUUGAACAUUCAGGAGAAAACAGAAGUUUUGGAAAAUAUAGAAAAAAAGAUGAUGGUGUUGGCCCACCUAUAAGAACUGAAAAUAGAGUAAUUGUUACUAAUUUACCAGAUAAUUGCAGGUGGCAACAUUUAAAAGAUAUUAUGAGACAAUGUGGUGAUGUGGGAUAUGCUAAUAUUGAACGAGGAAAAGGUAUAGUAGAAUUUGUAAGUUAUGAUGAUAUGUUAUAUGCAAUUGAAAAAUUUGAUGGUGCAGAAUUUAAAGUGUAUGACGAUGUUACAAAUAUUAAAGUUAGAAGAGAUAAAAGAGGUUCUUCUUAUAUGAAAAGAUAUAGAAAUGAUUAUAGUCCUAAAUAUAAAAAAAGACGUAGAUAUAGUAAUGAAUCGGGAUUAUCAGAUAGAGAUCGAUCAAGAUCUAGAAGAUACAGUAAAUCUAGUAAUUCAUCAAACAAAAGAAAUAAUAAAUAUGAAUCUCAUAGUCAAAGUUUAAGCGAUAAUAGAAAUAGUUACAGAAAUAGAAGUAAGGGUAAAAAAAGAAGUGGAUAUAAAGGGAAAAGAAGUUAUAGUUCUUAUGAAAACCAAAACGAUGAUAUUAGUAGGAGUAGAUCUGAUCAUGGAUCAAGAAGUGGUGAUAGAAGUUAUAGAAAGAAAACAAAUAAAAAUGAAAGCUCUAGUGAUGUAUUAAGUAAACAUUCUAGUGCAUACCGAGAUAGCGAUAGUGAAAAAAAUAAAAGCUAUAGAAAACGUUUAUCAAGUGAUAACAGAAGUCAUAGCAGACGAAGAACUGUAAGUGAAGAUAGAAGUGAAAGAAGGAGAAGUUUAAGUGAAGAUAGAAGUAAUAGUAGAAAAAGGAACGCAAGCACCGACUUCAAAAGAGAACUAAAUUCAGAUGAUGAUAAAAAAAGUAAAAAAAAAAGAAGCUAUAGCGCUUCACCGAGAUCGGCAUACAAGAGCAGUUCACGUGAGAUAAAAAGUCAAGAAAAAAGCAAUGACAGAUUAAGUGAAUCAAAAAAGAGUUAUAAAUCUCAAAGUGCUUCUGUUAGAUACAAUAGCACAGAAGAGAAAAAAAGCGAUGAUGAAACUGUAAAACCCAAGAGAGGUGGUAGGGGAAAUGCAAAGAAUACAGGGAAGAAUAAGAAUACUAAAGGAAGUAAAAAAGGUGCUAAAACAGAAGAAAAUCAUGAUUCUAAAAGUGUUUCCAAUGAUAGAAAUAAAAGUGAUAAAUCGGAAGACAAAGAAAAACCUGAAGUUGUAAGUAAAGAUGAAGAAGAUAAGAAAACAGGAGGUGCAGAAGUAAAACCUAAGAGAGGAAGAAGAGGAAGAAAAAAAGCUAAUGCAGCAGAUGAAAAUGCAAAUGGUAAUGUUAGCAACUAA